This is a messenger RNA of Camponotus floridanus (Florida carpenter ant), 2470 nucleotides long. RefSeq lists its product as uncharacterized. NCBI's taxonomy places the organism in Eukaryota, Metazoa, Arthropoda, Insecta, Hymenoptera, Formicidae. The transcript is spliced from 5 exons. The record is from RefSeq and is a predicted model, not a curated record. The coding region runs from base 303 to 2045 and encodes 580 amino acids.
AUGGAGUCGUCGCAUCGUCAUCGUAUGACGUAUAUAUGCGUGUGUAUGUACACGGUCUGGUCACAUCUGUCAAUCGCAUCGUUGAUCGUUACAGGACAGCGUACAGGUAUGGUGUAAUACUGUAACGGCAUGGUUCUCGUGAGACUCUCGCGGAGAUUCGAAAGAUAUAUGAAUUUGCUCCACGGCCAAUGCGUGAUAAACUGCCGUUUAUGUUGUACGAAAGUGACAAGAAGAGAGUACAAAGGAGAAGAAAAAACGUGAUUCCUUGACUUUUCUAAGACUGUCAUAAAUACCAGAGCUCCAUGGACUGUUGCAUCGCCAAUCAAUAUGAUUGUUUACAAGUUACAGAGACAUUGCCAAAUAUCUCUAGUCCAGAGAUGUUUGAUAGCGAUACCGAAAGAAAGGUGGAUAAUAAAAUUGUUAAUACAUUACUCGAUAGUAGUACAUUAGCGGCAGUUAGCCCUCAAAAAUCUUCUCAAGUAGAAUUAGUUGCAAAAUCGGAUAAUAAUUUGCUAACGAGAAUUAAUAAGUUUUUGAGAGGCGUGCCACCUCCGCCAAGACAUACGAUAUGUCAGAACGAUUGUUUUGAUUUCUUACAAAAUAUUUAUGAAAAUCGCCAUUUGUUCUGGAUUGGAUAUCCAUUAUCGAGUGAAAAUUUGAAGGCUGUAGAAAGCACAAAAUCCCAAAAGCAGAUAAUUGCAGGGAGAGAAGGUAGAAAUAUUCCUCAAUGUGCAAGGGAUACUUCGAGAAGCUUGACAAAUGCCUUUGACACUUGCACUUCACCGAUUAAUGAUGCAGAAAGUACACAAUUGGAUGCAAAUAAUAUUAAUAAUAUUUGUGGCAGUGAUAGUAAUUAUAUUAUUCCUAUGGAAACAAAGAAUCCAAUUAAUAUGAUUAAAGAAACGGUAAGAGUUCCACCGAUCCUGGAUAAUUCAAAUUUACCUCCAAAUGAGCGAUCCCUUCUUUAUCAUACAAUUGAUGAAAAGGAGGCUAUGACUUUAAAGUGGUCUCAGGCAUAUUCUCACAAGUUUUAUGGCAUACAUUAUAAUAGAAGCAAAAGUGUAGAAGAAUUCGAAAAUUUAACAGUUAAAUUGUGCGAGAGGUAUAUAGGAGCUGAAACACAAUCAACCUGCAAUAUAUGGUUUUCCAAAAAAGCACCAGGAAGUGCAAGAAAGCGAAGUUUGUUAGUAAAGCGCGGUCAGAGUCCAGAGAAAAGAUUGACACAUUUAGCCAGGAGACGUAAAACCUUUUGUAGCGCCAACUUGCAAGGAUUAGGACGUACUAAUAAAAAGCAGUUAAUGGUACAAAUAAAGAAACCUACUCAUAAGAAAGGAAAAAGUCCAAGAGGUAAGAGUCCACGGGGCAAAAGUCCAAGAGGUAAAAGUCCGAGAAGCUCGGCAAAAAAGAAGGCAGUUCGGAGACUAAUGUUGGAUGGACCGAGUCCAUACAAAGCCAAGCUAGAGACUUCGAGACGUGCGCUAUUUCAAAGUCCAUCGUCGGAUCAUGCCGGUCCUAGUAAAUUAAAUACAAUUAACUCAGAUUCUCAAAGAAUCAAACGUGUUUUAUUCUUGACACCAAGAAAGGACGAAUCCGAGAAUCUGAAACAAGCAUCAUUGAGAGAAGAAAGCAGGAAAAGAAAAUGUGAGGAAGAAUUGCAAGGGCCACGAUUAAAAUGGGCAAAAAGCUUAUCUUUCGAUUGCAUGCAUGAAUUAAAAACUUCGAAAGUUACAUGGGAUAGACAUUCGUCGAGCGACAUUUUUUUGAAAAAUGACACGUCUUUCAAUCAAGAAAGGAAUGAACUCAGUGAUUCGCAUAGAAAGAAAUUACUUUGGGCAGUUGCAGAGGCUUUACGAUGUAAAGGCAUCGGUAUGAAUCAUCCGAAAUUUAAACAGUAUGCCGCGAGUUUAGCGCGUAUAAUAAAAAAAUUCAUGCCAGAUCUCGAAAAUAGGAAUAUUCCGCGAAAACCUGGUAGUACAACUGAUCGCAUGUUGAAAUUAGCCAAGCAUCAUGUAUUGUUUCUUAUUGAUACUAGACCAAUGGAUUGACAGUAUUGUCGAUACAAAUUAGUCAAAUACAGAAAAUCACACAAGACUUUUGGAUGAACAGGAUAACAUUAUUAAGCAGUUUGCUUUUUGAUAACGGGACAUUAUUAAAAUGACCAAUGUAGGUGCUUAUAUCCUUACCUGCACACAUUGUAUGUUUGUACACAUUGACACUUUUAUAUAAUUUAAAUAACACGAGAAGACAAAACGCGUUAUAGUAAUAGUAAUGUAACAUUUAAGAAAUGGGAUUGUAUGGCACUCCUCUAUUUGCAGGGUGUCAAAAUACUUUUUUAUCUUAUAUAUAAAAAUGUUUUUUUUUAAUAAGCAUAGUGUUUUAUUAGCUUUAAAAUAGUUAUCUUUCACAACUUAUAUAAAUAAUUAAUAAAAGGCGCUUUCUUGUGAAGUAAAACGCAACUUACAAUACUUUA